Molecule: messenger RNA, 4922 nt
Organism: Pyrgilauda ruficollis (rufous-necked snowfinch)
Lineage: Eukaryota; Metazoa; Chordata; Aves; Passeriformes; Passeridae
Gene: FAM20B
Product: FAM20B glycosaminoglycan xylosylkinase
Exons: 9
Coding region: 494-1723 (409 amino acids)
Biological process (GO): protein phosphorylation
Cellular component (GO): Golgi apparatus
Molecular function (GO): phosphotransferase activity, alcohol group as acceptor
Source: RefSeq, a predicted model, not a curated record
GGGCUGGCGGGGGCCGGCGGUGGCCGGGCCAUGGCGGGCGGGCGGCGGGCGCGGUCCGGCCUGAGCCGCGGCUCCGGCCCCCGGACACCCCCCGGCUUCGCCCGCGGUCGGCGGGGGCUGCACGGACGCGGCUCUGGCAGAUGGGAGUUUGUAUCUGCACUCCUGCGGUUCAUUCCUCUUCUGGAUGCUCGCUUUGAGCCGGGGACGGAGCCCCGUACAGCUGUGAAGCCUCUCUGGCCAUCUGUUAACCCUUGGGAACAGCCGUCUGCACCGAGGGCUCUCACCGAGUGCCAGUCGCAGCUUGGCGAAGGUCACUGUCCGCUGGUGGAAAAAUACAAUGGGUACCAGGAGAUGCUUCAGUGGUGAGACAUCUUUUACAAUGCAAGUUAGGCAUGAAAUUCAUCAACUAACAUCCCCUUCCUCACCCUGACCUCCAACAGACUUCCCAUAACGCUUGGAAGAAAGGGUCAGGGGAGAAGGGCCGAAAGGCACCAUGAAGCUGAAGCAGCGAGUUGUGCUGUUGGCCAUCCUCCUCGUCAUCUUCAUUUUCACCAAGGUUUUCCUCAUCGACAACCUGGACACCUCGGCUGCCAACCGUGAGGACCAGCGCGCGUUCCAGCGGAUGCUGUCGGGGCUGCGCGUGGCGCUGGACCCGCGCCUGGAGCACACGCUGCAGUCGCCCUGGGAGAUCGCGGCGCAGUGGGUGGUGCCCCGCGAGGUGUACCCCGAGGACACCCCCGAGCUGGGAGCUGUCAUGCACGCCAUGACCACCAAGAAGAUCAUCAAAGCUGAUGUGGGGUACAAGGGGACGCAGCUGAAAGCUUUGCUGAUACUUGAAGGAGGACAGAAGGUUGUUUUCAAGCCCAAGAGAUAUGCCAGGGAUUAUAUAGUGGAAGGAGAACCCUAUGCUGGCUAUGACAGACACAACGCAGAAGUGGCAGCCUUUCACUUGGAUAGAAUCCUGGGUUUCCGCCGGGCCCCGCUGGUGGUUGGCAGGUUUGUGAAUCUGCGCACGGAGAUCAAACCAGUGGCCACGGAGCAGCUCCUGGGCACCUUCAUGACUGUGGGCAAUAACACCUGCUUCUAUGGGAAGUGCUACUACUGUCGGGAGACAGAGCCAGCCUGUGCAGAUGGGGACAUCAUGGAGGGCUCAGUGACGCUGUGGCUGCCGGACGUUUGGCCCCUGCAGAAGCACCGGCACCCCUGGGGCAGGACUUACCGGGAGGGCAAACUGGCCAGGUGGGAGUACGACGAGAGCUACUGCGACGCCGUGAAGAAAACGUCCCCGUACGACUCGGGCCCGCGCCUGCUGGACAUCAUCGACACGGCCAUCUUCGACUACCUGAUCGGCAACGCCGACCGGCACCACUACGAGAGCUUCCAGGAUGACGAGGGAGCCAGCAUGCUCAUCCUGCUGGACAAUGCCAAAAGCUUUGGAAACCCUGCCCUUGAUGAAAGAAGCAUCUUGGCUCCUCUCUAUCAGUGCUGCAUCAUCCGGGUUUCUACCUGGAACAGGCUGAAUUACCUGAAGAACGGAGUCCUGAAGUCUGCCUUAAAAACUGCCAUGUCGCAUGACCCCAUCUCACCUGUGCUCUCCACCCCUCACCUGGACGCCCUGGACCAGCGGCUCCUCAGCAUCCUGGCUACAGUGAAGCAGUGCACAGACCAGUUUGGGCCAGAUGUUGUGCUGGUGGAAGACAGGAUGACUCUGUCUCACUUGUAAUCGUAGCGGAACACGAGAUGAAACUCCUUUUUUAAAAAACAAACAAACAAGUGAUAGAAAAACAGCACAAUCAGUUCAGAAGGGCUGUGGCCAAGAUGGACUGACAUGAACAGGAAAGCUCCCGAGCCAGAGGAAGGGAGGUGACACUGGCUUUUUCCUCGGGCUGGCAGCAGUGAGAGGUGGGAAGGAGGCCUGGCAUGGCUCAGCCCCCGUGGUGGCACCAUGGCCACUGUGGCGUGUCCAUUGCCGGCAGUGGGCGUCGCGCUGGAUAAACACGGCUCUGGUGCUGGUGCAGAGUGUGGAACACAGAACUCCUUUGUGGACUGGAUCUGGAGGGGGCCUCAGAGAUGAACAGUACAGUCCCCUCCCCUUCUCUUCCCCCUUUCCUCUGGCGAGUUUGUUCAUUCAGGGUUGUACACAAUCAGCUCUGAGCUGGUUGGGCAUUUUACUGCUUCUCUAGAGAACGAGCAGGGGUGAAUAAAAUAACUGUUGGACUGAAGAGUUGUGCCACCCCCCCGGGGUGGGAUGUUCUUCUGAUUGUCUGAGGGGUGGGAGAGGGGACCUCUGCUGCUCACUUGGCUUUUCCUUGAUAAAAGGCUGGGAAAGGUGGCUGCCUCCUAUGUGAUAAUGCUUCAGUGUUUUUGCUAAAGUCCUAUCAAAGGUUUAUCCACAGGGUUGGAGAUUUAGGAGAGGACAGGGUGGUUAUACAGCACUUGAUAUUUAAGGGGUUAUAGUAAGUUUCCAUGUGUCUUGUCCCUCUUUUUUUUUAAAUUAAUCUGGCAAGGUCUGAGCAGGUCUUGCAGUUCUGUGUCCAUUAUAACCAAAUGUUCAUUCUCUUGCAGCUGAGGAGGACAGAAUCUGUCCUUGGAAGCAGUUUGUGUAGUGAGGUCAGGCUACUUUACUGUGAGCCCUGAGUGCUGUGGAGCCUCUGGGCAUGUGGGACUGGGGGAAGAGGUGUUUGCUGGAAUUCCCCAGUCACCAGCAGUCACCUGAGGUGUACAGACAUCCCUGAGCUAUGGUCUGUCUUCAUCUCACCUGGGAGAGCUUUCUGCUGCUGCCUGUGACCACAGCUCAGCACUGCUGUUCUGGGGACACCAGUGUUGGGUCCCACGUUCACCUGGUUUGGCUGUGGCUGAGCUCAGAAGCUGUGAUCACCUCCAGGAGGUUUUCUGCCUUCCCCAGCUGCUUCUUGCAACCCCCACUGCAAUGUUCUGCCUGAGAUGGUCAUCCAGGAAUCCUCACUAUUGGUUUUGGCAUAGAUAGAGAAAAGUUGGCUUUUCAGGGCAGGCUUGCAGCACUCAUCUUGUGCUAGUCCUGUUGUCCUUCAGCACUGCAGCCUGUGCUGAGUUUGUAUCAUAAAACUGAUCACCUUGAGACAGGUCUCAGUUUGUGUCUCCAGAAGAGAAGCAGCUUCAUCACUAUUUCCAAAUGGAACAGCUUUGCAUCAGUGUUCAGCCAGCAUGGUCCUUAAUGUAAGGAAGGAGCUCCCUUCAGCAAGUGACUUCAGGUUGUUGAACUUGAGAGCAAGAGCACCAAAAUGUCAGUUUGAACCCUUUUCCUUGAUUUUCCUGUCAGGAUUUCUCUGACUGCAGUGUGGCACGCAGGUAAAGAGCUGUUUUCUGGUCUUGCACCGUGGCCACACCUGAUCCAGGAGGUGUCAGGGAGAGAGUUUUAUCUGAAAAAUGCAGACAUUGGUUUAUUUUGUUGAAGUCUUUUUCUCAUUGCAUGAGAAGAGCAUCUUGAAAGUAGAAUGUGACUGUUUACCUGGGAUUGAAUUCUGUGUUAUUCUUGCUCUCUUCUGGACUUGGCCACAAUCAUAGAUGCCACAGAGCAAUGAGAUGAUGGGAUGGGAUCUGGAGUUAUUUACUGGAGUUCUUAGUCAGGGUGGUGACACACAGCCAGCUGUGAGGACACUGUGGAGCUCGUGCCUCUAUCCCCUGAUAACAGAACAUGCUUUAGAAGCUGUGGGUGGUGUCUGUGGGGCAGGAGCAAGUGCUGGUUUAAGCUGUUUCCCAGGAAAUUUCAGAUUUGGUGGCUUGUAGCAUUUCUUAAAGCUUAUUCUUCUCUUUGAGCUUAAACAUGAGCUCUUAAUAUUUUGGGAGGGAUCUACCAACAUUUAAUUUUUGAUUUCUAUAUGAUAACUCUUGGUAUUUACAUUUGAUUUAAUAAUGGGCUCAAAAAAAGGUCUUUCAGUCUUUGAAGUUAAAUUAGUGUUGAGGACUUACAUAUUGCUGUAAGCUAAAGCUUUUGCUGUCAGAUGGAACCUGGGGAUGGGUUUUUCCCCAGUAUAAAUGUCAAAGAUUUAAAGCAGGGUAUUGGUUUAUUUUGGUUUACUUGUGGACAAAGGGCAUGAAGUCCAGCAUUAUCAGUAGAAGGAAGCAAGAAAUGGUUGUUUUUUAGGACUGGUUUUUUAUUUGUGAUAUUGAUGCUUCUCGUUGCUGUAAACACUAUUGGAGGUUGGUGUUCUGCAGCAGGAAAGAAAAAUAAAUUCCUCUCUUAAACCAAAAUCAGGAAGAUCUGGUUUUGGCCUUGUGACAAUUUCUGCCCUUUUGGCAGUGAUGGUCGUUUUGCUUGAACACAGAACCCUGAGAGAUUUUAAAUUGUAACCAUUGCAAAGGAAAGGAGCAGCAGCAUCCACGUGCCAGCUGGGUCUGCUUGAAUCUCUGAAAAAUAACAUUGUUUGUAAGGCAGGUGCUCUGGGGAGGAGGUUUUCCAGGCACCUUCUGAUUCUUGUUCAUCGUGCACGUGUCACCCACUGGCCCCAGAUGUUACACACUGGUUGUGUCAUGCUUAUCAAUGAUACCAGAGCACUGGAAGCACAGAAAUCAAGAACUAAUUAAAGAGCCUCAUCAGCCAUCUGCUAUUUACCUCCUCUUUCCCAAGUCAGCCAUCAGGGGGGAGGAGACACUCGAGUCAGCUCUCCUUCAGCAGCUGAUGAACUGGUGUGUGUCUUGCCAAACAAACUUCAACUCAAAAGUACUAAUUUAUUAAGAAGGUAAUUUAUUUACUGCAGCAGCUGGAGCAGGAAGCUGGAAACAGACUCCCCUCUCAGAUGUGCCAGAGGAGGCCCCUGGGAGCUGCUGCACAAAUGGAGUUGCUAAUAAGCAAACAGAAUGCAAUCAUGACUUUCUACUUCUAUCCCCCGGGGUCAGAUCCCACAUAAAGCAACAUUGUGUGAAUAAAGAUUUUAAUAAAGCAA